Messenger RNA from Pocillopora verrucosa, 1555 nucleotides. The record is from RefSeq and is a predicted model, not a curated record. NCBI's taxonomy places the organism in Eukaryota, Metazoa, Cnidaria, Anthozoa, Scleractinia, Pocilloporidae.
AUGAUCCAAGGUGUCUAUACAGCCCUCAACAAAGUAAGAGGAAAUUAUCACCUCAAAUAUGUACAAGUGUGUGAUUGUGAGCCGCAUGCUGUCACACUCUUGAAAUGCCAGUUCUGGCCAGGGUCACCAGCAAAUCCCACCACAGGAUUCAGCUUCAAACUGAUGGAGUUUGUGGAGAAGGUCUUUCUUCAUUGUCAAGUGUCCCUGCUAAACAUCACUGAAGUGAUCACAGAACUCAAUCCUCAGCUACAGCCAACACAUGUGAGCUCAAUUUACAGUAUCCUUAAUUCAGAAUGCUUUGAAGAAUUCAGGUAUUUCAUGUAUCAGUACAGGCAUUGUACAAAGUACAAUAAUGGAAGUUUGUACAAUGGAGCUUGGUGUCCUAUAUGUCCAAGGGAUGAUGGUGUUCUCAUUGAAAGCAUGGAUGGGUGCUUUGGACUGUGCAGAAAGAAGGACAAAGGGCAUAAUUUAGGAACACCCAAACAUGGAACACUCCUAUUUGCAGACCAGGAUGAUGUUGACAAUUUUGUCAACAGUUAUGGCAAAGCUGGAGCAGACAUGGAACAGAACUGUAGUAAGUUCCAUGCUGGAGAGGUUCUUUCAGCUUUAAGAUCAAAAGGCAAAAACAAACUCUUUGACGAGAAAGGUGUCUUUGGGCGAGUAUGCAGACAUGACUUUCCCAAAGGAUUCCAUAACAUAAAGCAUGGUGAAAGAAUAUCAUACUCUGUUUAUGAGCUUAAGAGGCUUAGAAGUCUUAAUGAGAGCACCAGAAACAGAGUAAUCAUCAUGUAUGACAUUGCUUGUCUAUUAGCACACCAUUUGAAGGAAAGCCUCUUGGAAGGUGUUGAUGUUGCCAUACCCAUAUUCCAUUGCUAUGGGCACAAGGCAUCAUGCCAGAUCCAGUACAGUCCAAGAAGGAUCAAGGGAACUGGAUUGACAGAUGGUGAAGGGGUGGAAAGGUUAUGGUCCUUUCUGCGAAGGUUUUCCUCUGUCACUAAAGAAAUGAGUGCUCACAAAAGGACAGAUGUUUUGACUGAUGGGCUUCUUCACUAUGCCCAACAUUUGUAUCACAAAUUUGGUUUUACUCUAAAAGCAAAGUUUGCAAGGGCAGAAAUUCUUCUACAGGAUGUCAGUGCAAAGCUUAAGGAACUCACUGAAAAACUUCCAGAUUGUGAUGAUGAUGUGAUACAAGAGUGGCAAAAGGAAGAAGUUGAAGCACUGAAACCAAAAGAACACGGAUUAAUACUGCAGUGGGACGAAUCAUAUGUCAGCUUGCUCCUCAUGUCUAAAAAACUCAGAAAUGAAUUGAGCUGUGUACAAGAUGAAGAUCAAGGGAAAGUAAAAGAUGUUGAAAAGAAAAUCAAACGGAACGAGAAGGCCAUAGUAGCCAUGGAAAAGAAGCAUCACAUCAGAGAAAGAUGGUCCGAUCUGUCUCGUGUGUUUGUAACCGUUAAGUCACGUCUCUACGAGAAGAGAAAGAGCGAACUCUUGUUGAGUUUACAUUGCAUGGCAUCCGAAAGAUGUUUCUUGGUGGAAUUGAAGCGAAAAUAUGCUG